Branchiostoma floridae (Florida lancelet) is the source of this 3396-nucleotide messenger RNA. Its product is annotated as collagenase 3-like. Gene Ontology annotation, molecular function: metalloendopeptidase activity; zinc ion binding. Gene Ontology annotation, biological process: collagen catabolic process; extracellular matrix organization; proteolysis. The record is from RefSeq and is a predicted model, not a curated record. Gene Ontology annotation, cellular component: extracellular matrix. The transcript is spliced from 10 exons. The coding region runs from base 383 to 2284 and encodes 633 amino acids. Lineage: Eukaryota; Metazoa; Chordata; Leptocardii; Amphioxiformes; Branchiostomatidae.
CCUGCGUGAUAGGGUCUGCUGAAGAGGAAUUCUAGUCUCUCAAUCUGAUCCUUGUAUCAAACUCUCGUCUGACACUGUCAAUUUUUCCCGCGGCCCUGGGGGAAUCCCGCGCAUGCGCGUCCUGUCAGCAAGCACUGGGACAUGAACGGCUAAACAACAGUGGCAUUGGUGCGACCCGCCGAGCUCGGGAGUGACAUUUUUAAAUCGUCCGACUCUGGAGCCGGGGUGUUGCUAGGGAAGAGUGUUUUAUUUUGAGGACAACUACUGUCGAGCACCAGACGCACCGCCAGAGAACAGUGCCUUGCCAGGGGGACUCAUUGGUGGAAUUGUUUGAACGCCGAAGGGCCGGGGCAAGGAGCGGUGGACUUACUAAGUCUGCACCAUGCUGAGCUUCAGCGCCUGUCUCAUCCUGACCUGCUACGGAGCGUCACUCAAGAGGCGGGAGCAGGAUGUCGGGCUGGCAGUGAACUACCUGUCGAAGUAUGGCUAUGCAGAACAGGACCCUAGUGCGCCUGCGGGGCUGACGUCACGAGGAGACCUAACACCCACCGUCAGGAAAGCGAUAUGCAAGUUCCAGAGAUUCAUGAAUUUACCGGUUACAUGUAAAUUAGACAGAAAGACAAUACGAGCGAUGAAGAGACCGCGGUGCGGCAUGCCUGACAUCGAGCCCGAGCCGGCAGCGCUGACGUGUGCGGGCGGGCGAGGCGGGGAGGGCCCCCGUAUGGCCAGCUUGUACAGUCUCGGUGGCAGCAGGUGGAAGAAGAAGGAGCUGACGUACAAAAUCAUCAGCUACACGCCGGACUUGUCACGGAGUGUGGUCAAUGAUGCCAUAGCAAUGGCUUUUAAGGUUUGGAGUGACGUCAUUAACAUAGAGUUCAAAAGGGUUCCGCCAUAUUACAAGUCUGACGUCACCAUUCGAUUCGCUAAGGGUUACCAUGGCGACGGGACCAAGAACACGUUCGACGGACCUGGCGGGACGCUUGCGCAUGCGUUCUACCCCGAAUAUGGCGGCAACUGUCAUUUUGAUGAAGCUGAGACGUGGACUGUUGGGGAACUGAACGACGCAGGCAAGGACUUGUACCAGGUCGCGGUGCACGAGUUAGGGCACACUCUGGGGCUGGGUCACUCCGAUGUUCCUGACGCCAUUAUGAUCCCCACCUACCUGUACCGGCCGUUCUUUAAGCUGCACCCUGAUGACGUCGCUGGGAUCCAGAGACUGUACGGUACUAAGAACGACAUUCUGCCCAACGCGCCUGAGGAGAAGAAAAGUCCCGAGUGGUGCCGGGAACAAGUUAGUUUCGAUGCGGUCGUGGAGAUGCCAAACGGAACAGUCUUUGCCUUCAGAAAAAAGCAGUUUUGGCGGUUAUACCAGGGUGGUCUGGAGCUUGCUGAUGGUCCCUGGACUAUCAAAGAUCGCUGGGGCGUGGACGGACCAAUCGACGCUGCUUUCACGAACCGGGGCCUGGUGUUCUUGUUUCAGGGCAGGAACGUCUGGGUGUUCCACGGGAACUUCACCGCGCCGGUGCAGAGUCUCAGCCCACGUGACUUCGGCCUGUACACGCGGAUAGACGCCGCCUUCAGCACACAGGACGAGAAAACUAUCUACUUCUUCAAGAGAAACCGCUACUACAAGUACAUUACUGGGAAAGGACGAGCGAAAGGAUAUCCCCGUUACUCCAAAAAAUGGCUCGGCUCCUCGAACCACCCCGACGCCAUCUUGCGCGUCGGAAGCGACCUUUUCGUCUUCAAAAUGAACAGCUACGAAAGGAUAUCACCCUCGGAACCAAAGACGUCAACGUUCGAGCGUCGGCGACCUCGCUAUCGCUAUCGGCAUUCUUCUUCGUCGAUAGUGUCGGCAGCGCGCAGCCGUUCGGCGUCGGUAGCGUCGGCAAUCCUCGGCAGUAGUACGUCGUCACGAAAAGCGUCGGAACCUCUCGGAAGGUCCUCGUCUGUAGCGUCGGCAAUUCUCGGCAGUAAGUCGUCAAAAGCGUCAGAAACUGUCGAGAGUUCGUCGGCGUCGGCAGCGUCGGCAAAGAUCGACACUUCGUCGGUAACGUCGGCAAUCCUCGGCCGUUCGGCGUCAAAAGCGUCAGAAACUCUUGAGAGUUCGUCGUCGGCAGCAUCGGCAAAGAUCGACACUCCUUCGUCGGUAAUACGACUGCCGCGUUCGGCCAAGUCGGCGACGAUUGUCGAAGACUGGCUCGGCUGUCCGAAGAAGACGUGGAGUGACGACAUGGUCGAUGAUAAAGACUAUGAAAUAAUUGAUCCAAACACGCUACCAUGAUGACAAUCUAUGAUUUUAUGUCCAUAAAUUCUAAUUAGUAUUUCCGUAAAUGAUUUUAUCAGGAUGGUAAAUGUCUGAGCAUCACAUCUAAGGAGUUAUACAAUUGCAGACGUUUUGUGUCCGCCUCACUGUGUUAACUUCUUCAGGAUAACACUGAUGGGCACUACUGUUCACUAAGGCUAGGCGGCGCUGUUGCACUGUUACAACGACCAAUUUGCAACACUGCAAUACUGCCAAUAGCGACACCUAGUGUCAAUGCAAAGUAUUUCCCGUCAGUAUUAUGCUGAGGAAGGCGACAGACGGGUGCCAAAACGUCGGCAGUUGUACAACUCCUUGUUGUGAACAUGGGACUUUGGUCCUCUAAUUAUGAAUUCUUGAGUAUUCUAAUUGUCUUUUUGUUGAACGUAGAAAUUAAGGUGGUGAAAACAGUUCUUGGGAUUGAGGGUGAUUAUCAAAUAUUAAUUCUACACAGUCAUGUUCCUUGGCGCUUAAAAGGAAAUGGCUUAGAAAAUAAAGAUGUUGUGUAAAUAUUGAAUAAUUGUGCAACCUACGAAAUUAGCUUUAGAAAUUAGCGAACUAGAAACUUCAAAGUUCUGUAAUCAACCAGAUCUCUAGAAAGGCUCGAUUCUUGAGAAUUGUUAUUUUUGAAAUUAUAAACCAGCGAAGGGAACACUGCAUUUUAUGACGGUGCUUGAUAUUCAAGUGAACAAGCCUUAUGUAGAGUGACGUUUUGACGGGCUACAUUUCAUGAUAGAUAUGUGACAAAUCUGUGCCUUCUUAGAUUUACCUAUUCAUUGAGAAGUUCUUUGAAUUUAUACAGUUAUGCACAUUUUCUCUUUUUGUAUCAUCAUCUUUACAGAAUUUUUCUUUUCCACAAUGACAAUGAAAAUAUCGUUGAGAAUUUACGCAUUUUGUUUUUAGGUUGAUAUUGAAGGGAGCUCUCUGUCUUGCUGUUAUCCGAAGCUUAAGGUGUAAAUAUAUGUUUUAUACUGUGAAUUGGUACUUUUGUUUAUUGAACGAUAUCGUUGGUGGGUCGUCAUGUGUACUUGUCUUCACAAUAAGUUUUUGAUUACUUCUACUUCGUCUUGAAAAUAAAAGACAUACAACUAGAA